This is a messenger RNA of Microcebus murinus (gray mouse lemur), 2745 nucleotides long. It is a transcript of the gene CYSLTR1, whose product is annotated as cysteinyl leukotriene receptor 1. Gene Ontology annotation, biological process: G protein-coupled receptor signaling pathway. The record is from RefSeq and is a predicted model, not a curated record. Gene Ontology annotation, cellular component: plasma membrane. Lineage: Eukaryota; Metazoa; Chordata; Mammalia; Primates; Cheirogaleidae. Gene Ontology annotation, molecular function: leukotriene receptor activity.
CUCCAGUUUCUAUUCUUCCUCUCUCUGUCCCUCCCCCUCCCCCACUUUGCACCAGAGAAGUCAAACUCUGGGUGUGCUUUAGACAGUUUGAGGACUAAUCUGAAAGAGGAAGAAGAAUCUGUAUAUAUUGGCUAGCACAUGUGCCCUGCCCUCUCCCCCCUUGAAAAUAGCAGCAACCCAUCUUUUUAACAAAGCUUGCCUAAAGAGCAGGCACUCUGUGAAUGGAGUACUCUUUUAGGACCCUUCGGGGUAUCCAGAUUCACUGCACAGCUCACCAACAAGGCUUACCUCUCCAGGGAACUGAUAGAUUGGAUUUACUGAAGACUUGGAGCUUGCUUCUGAGAGCGAAUGCAAAAGGACCCUGAACUGUGAAUCUUGGAGUUAUCAGCUUGGGCUUCCUCUGAUAUUACACCAUAAGAAGCACUGACUACCAUAAGAAGGAACAUUUGCAGUGCCAGAAAGAGGCACCAAGCAGACCUUCCUAGAGAAGCAUGGAUGGAGCUGGAAAUCUAACAGUGUCUUCUGCCAGUAAUAACACAUGCCAUGACACUAUUGAUGACUUCCGCAAUCAAGUGUAUUCUACUUUGUACUCUAUGAUCUCUGUUGUAGGCUUCUUUGGCAAUGGUUUUGUACUCUAUGUCCUCAUAAAAACAUAUCAUGAGAAAUCAGCCUUCCAAGUAUACAUGAUUAAUUUAGCAGUAGCAGAUCUACUUUGUGUGUGCACACUGCCUCUCCGCGUGGUCUAUUAUGUUCACAAAGGCAUUUGGCUCUUUGGUGAUUUUUUGUGCCGCCUCAGCACCUAUGCCUUGUAUGUCAACCUUUAUUGUAGCAUCUUCUUUAUGACAGCCAUGAGCUUUUUCCGGUGUGUUGCAAUAGUUUUCCCAGUCCAGAACAUUAAUUUGGUUACACAGAAAAAAGCCAGGUUUGUGUGUGUUGGCAUCUGGAUUUUUGUAAGUUUGACGAGUUCUCCAUUUUUAAUGGCCAAACCUUACAAAGAUGAGAAAAAUAAUACCAAGUGCUUUGAGCCUCCACAGGACAAUCAAGCUAAAAAUCAUGUUUUGAUCUUGCAUUAUGUGUCAUUAUUUGUUGGCUUCAUCAUCCCUUUUGUUAUUAUAAUUGUCUGUUACACAAUGAUCAUUCUUACCUUACUAAAAAAUUCAAUGAAGAAAAAUCUAUCAAGUCGUAAAAAGGCUAUAGGAAUGAUCAUAGUUGUGACAGCUGCCUUUUUAAUCAGCUUCAUGCCAUAUCAUAUUCAACGAACCAUCCACCUUCAUUUUUUACACAAUGAAACUAAACCCUGUGAUUCUGUCCUUAGAAUGCAGAAGUCAGUAGUCAUAACCUUGUCUCUGGCUGCAUCAAAUUGUUGCUUUGACCCUCUCCUAUAUUUCUUUUCAGGGGGCAACUUUAGGAGAAGGCUAUCUACAUUUAGAAAGCAUUCUUUGUCCAGCAUGACUUAUAUACCCAAGAAGAAGGCCUCCUUGCCAGAAAAAGGAGAAGAAACAUGUAAAGAAUAGUUUAAGCCCAUCUCCACUGCCAACCAAUUAAAAUAGUUUCCCCAACAAGUAUUUUCUUAAAUCAUUUAUAAUAAAAAUAAAAUUUUCUAUUAAUAAUUUACAAACACUUAACUAUGUGUGCCUAUAAAUCUAUCUCAUUUAUGUAUUCACAUUAUUAUAUAUUUAAGAUAUUUUAAGUGCUAAAAUUCCUCAACUAUGAACCAAAUUAUAAAUAAUUUUUGACCAUUUAUGGGAAGGUAGAGAAUAUUUGUGUAUUUGCACUGUAAAACAUCAGUGUGAGGUCAAGAUUUUUCGUCUUCAACUAAAAUCUUUACAAAGCAUAAGAACUAGACUUUAAGAUAUAAAAUUAGCAAAUAGUUCUCAAUCAUCCUAACAUAUUCCUUUGCAUGUAUGCCAUUAGAUGAGAACUGGAGGUGACACAGGAGCUACAUAAAAUAUACUGUCAGCCUCCUUUGUAGUACUGAUUGGCUAGGCAAGGUGGGGGCCAUUUCUUCCAGCAGAGAAUAUGCAUGUGCUGGGACAAACUAGUAUUCAGCCAAAUGGCCCUAAAGGCUCGAUGCAAUGUAUAACCUGGAAACUUAUGAAAAUAAAUCUAGUCAGAAGCCAGUUUGUCUCCAAUUUUUUCUGCCCCUGCCCUAGGCCCACAAAAGAGAAUAAUGAAGUUUUUAUUGCUCAUUGAGAUUCCUAUAGGGAGUUCUCUUCCUCCAUAAUAUAUAAUGCUUCCUUAAGAAGCAUGACAAAAAAAAAGAAGAAGCAUGACAACUGGUACUCCAUUAUACAAACAGAAAUAAUUAAAAAUUUAUCUAAAGAAGAAGAAAAGGGGUCUACUCUUCUUUUCUAUGUUUUUAUUAUUGGGAUCAAAAUUAACUACAAUGGAUUUCUGAAGAAAAUUUUGAAUGUCCAUGUUAUAAUUCUUUUAAGAAGUGCAUAUAUUUAUGUAUAUGUGUAUAACUACAUGUAAGAGAUUUUGCUCUAUGAUAUACAUUAUGGGUAAAAGUUAAUUAUAAGCUUUAUUAUUGUUUAAUUGCUUUUUUAUUGGCAUGUUGACAGGAAUAUCAAGGAUAUGUUUACAGUGGUUUUUAUAUUACAGUGGAAGCUUUGUUCUUAAAACAGCAACAACAACUUGCCCGUGGCUGAAAUAUAAUAUUCAUGGGCAAGCAUUUGCUGAAGUGUGGUCUAUUCCUUAACUUUGUGUUUCAGAAGGUAUUACUUCAGAGGAAAUAAAUGAUAA